GAAACCCAGUAGAAGUGAGGAGCCCGAAGCUUGAGAGGGCGACGCGGAAUAAAGACACAGAUAAAGAAACGGUCAUUAAUUAAAUUACCGAAAACAUACGAACUUUAUAGGUAGUGGUGGCGGUGGAGUCCUUUCUUAUGUAAUCCCAAAAGCGCCAUUUUGCUUGAGGGCGCGGCUUUUAUCAAAUCAGCACCAUCUUUGUUCUGGGCUAAAAGUUCCUCGCGCCGCCCUUUUUAAAGCCAUGAUUUUUAUUCGUUGGAGUCAGGAAGAGAUAAAAAAGUGUAGAACUGCACAUGGAAUUCUCAGGCUGGAACAUUUCCGGGUUUUCUUUGGAAAUUUCUAGCGGGGUUGAGAGCGGUGGUCCAGAAGCCAUUACAAACACUUUGCCUCGCUGGUGGGAAGCCAUUUGCAAGGAUCCAAAGCCGAGCCCCUGGCCACAGAUUCAAAGCCAUGUCUACGGGGGGCGCAGGACCCUUGAAGCCCCUUAUCGCCGUCUGCCAGAUGACCUCCACUCCCGACAAAGCCCACAACUGGGCGUCCUGCUCACGGCUCGUCCGGGAGGCUGCCCAGAGGGGGGCCUGCGUCGUCUUCCUCCCAGAAGCCUUCGACUUCAUUGGCAGCAGUGUGGAGGAGGCCCUGAGCCUAGCCGAGCCCCUGGAGGGAGACCACUUGCAGCGUUACGUCGAGCUGGCCAGGGAAUGUGGCGUCUGGUUGUCCCUUGGAGGCUUCCAUGAAAGAGGCAGCGAUUGGGAGAGCACAAGAAGGAUCUACAACUGCCACCUCCUCUUGGAUCCCAAAGGAACCCUGGUGGCUGCCUAUCGGAAGACUCAUCUUUUUGACGUAGAGAUGGAGGGGCGAGUGUCCCUGAAGGAAAGCGCCUUCACCAACCCAGGCUCCAAGAUAGUGGCUCCUGUGGAGACCCCGGCCGGAAAGGUUGGUCUAGCCAUCUGCUACGAUCUCCGCUUCCCAGAAAUAUCUAUCGCUCUGGCCCGGGAAGGGGCAGAGAUUCUCACCUACCCAUCAGCCUUCACUGUGACAACAGGCUCUGCCCACUGGGAGGUGCUGCUGCGAGCUCGUGCUGUGGAGACCCAGUGCUAUGUGGUCGCAGCUGCUCAAACAGGAAAGCACCACGCAAGCCGCACCUCCUACGGCCACGCCAUGGUAGUGGAUCCAUGGGGCAGCGUCGUCGCCCAGUGCCAGGAGGGGCCGGGUGUGUGCUACGCAGAGAUCGACCUUGCCUACCUGCACCGCAUCCGGCAGGAGAUGCCAGUCUUCUCCCAUCGCCGGGCCGACCUAUAUGGCCAGGUGGCUGCUCAGAAGGGACCCCUAUCUCCGUGAUUUGUUCAGGUGCUGCUAGACCAGCCUCCGGAACCUCUUAUCCUUCUAAUGACCUACCUGGGUGGAUUCUCGCUCCCUCAACCAAUUUGGCACUCCAGCAAUUCUGCUAGGGAGUGGAUGAUAAGUAGAACGACUGAGAGAAAUGUACCCACUCUCCAAGUGGAUCCAGGAAAGGGCACCUCUCCCCAUAAGCCUGGUCUUUUAUUCCACCUGGGAGGGUGCAUUUGCUCAGAUGAGCUCCAGUGAAUCCUUUGCCCCUAAAUUAGGGGUGGGGAAUCUGCAAGCCCCCAGAUCCUACUGGACCUAAAUUCCCAUCAGUUCCAGCAAGGCUGGAAAGAUGGGAGAUGCAGUCCAGGAACAUUCAGAGAGUCAAAGUCCCCCCCCCCGACUGAAAUAAAUCUGCCCCUGCUGGAUUCCCACACUUCUUCCCGUAACCCAAUAAUCAAUUUUUAAACGGGUACAGUAUUGGGCUCAGAACCCAGCUGCCUUCCAAUAGGGUUCUGCCCCUUAGGCAAACCGUGCUUUGCAUUUAAGUUUCCAUCUCUCUGCUGCUAAGAGUCAAGUAUCACAACUCGCACACACGAUGCAAACUUUUCGGAUCACUUUAUUUCGUGCUGAACAUCAUCCUUCCACUUGAUUGCAACUUAGAGAUGAGGAAUAAGUUUUUAGCAAAUAAAUUUGUCACUUGCAUGCAUGAUGCAAAUUUGGAAUAUCUCUUUUUAUUUUGCAUUUUCUGCACUACUGGUAGUCACAGGGAGAGGCAAGGGCACAGGCACCUUGACCCUGACUGCUGGGAUCUUGUUCAGCAACUCCGAGGCAACUUUACUUGUAUUAUUUUUCAAGAGCUAGAAACUUGGUUUUGAAAACAAACACAAGAUCGAGGAGCCCAGACACCUGCAUCCUGUGGCCAAAUCAUAGCUUUCUGCAGAGGGCUUUCCUUUUUUUGCUUGUGCAUUGUUAAAACCAAUUUAAAGCUAAUGAUUUUAACUGUUUGUAUUUUAUCUUGUUAAGUUGCUAGGAGAAUGGGGUUUGUUUUUGGUAUAAGGUAGCUAACAAAUGUAAUAAAUAAUGUAAUGGCUGUUCA
Podarcis raffonei (Aeolian wall lizard) is the source of this 2422-nucleotide messenger RNA. It is a transcript of the gene NIT1, whose product is annotated as nitrilase 1. The transcript has 7 exons. The coding region runs from base 451 to 1338 and encodes 295 amino acids. NCBI's taxonomy places the organism in Eukaryota, Metazoa, Chordata, Lepidosauria, Squamata, Lacertidae. The record is from RefSeq and is a predicted model, not a curated record. Gene Ontology annotation, molecular function: hydrolase activity, acting on carbon-nitrogen (but not peptide) bonds, in linear amides.